Molecule: messenger RNA, 4165 nt
Organism: Mugil cephalus (flathead mullet)
Lineage: Eukaryota; Metazoa; Chordata; Actinopteri; Mugiliformes; Mugilidae
Gene: crsp7
Product: cofactor required for Sp1 transcriptional activation, subunit 7
Exons: 3
Coding region: 263-2143 (626 amino acids)
Biological process (GO): regulation of transcription by RNA polymerase II; positive regulation of gene expression
Cellular component (GO): mediator complex; nucleus; core mediator complex
Molecular function (GO): transcription coregulator activity
Source: RefSeq, a predicted model, not a curated record
AUGGUAUCCCGGCAUGCAGCAGGAGGCCGUGGAGAGAUCCAGCAGCUGGUGGUGAGUUACCAGAGCGGCGAGCAGGCAGCAGCCGACGGUCAACACAGCGCACACAGUUCCCACUCCAUGUGAGAUAAACGGAGCCGUCUACCUUACAGGCGACAGAAAAUAUGCUGACGCGCCACUGAAGAGGCUUCUGAGUCGCCAUUGUCACCCGGUAAUCAUUUUGGAGGAUUCCUCCCUCCGUCCUCCGGAGCGAACCGAACAGGCAAUGACAGCGGUCUCAGCAACCCCGCAGCAGAUGAGGGACCGGCUGCUGCGGGCCAUCGACAGCCAGAGCAACAUAUGCAACAUGGUGGUCGUGUUGGAGGUAAUUGCCUCUCUUGAAAAGUAUCCCAUCACCAAAGAAGCACUUGAGGAAACCCGACUAGGAAAAUUGAUCAAUGAUGUAAGGAAGAAGACCAAGGAUGAAGAUCUUGCAAAGCGUGCUAAAAAACUCUUAAGGAACUGGCAAAAGCUGAUUGAACCUGGGCCAGCCGUCCCUGCGAGUGCUCCCGGGUCGACCAAUGGCAGUUCUCAUCCCUGUCGAACGGACGCCUCUCCUCCUGACAUUUCUCUGCCCGGGAAGGGCGUCCCGGAAGUCAAAGUCAGAAAUGACGUUCACAACACAUACUCACCGAAAGCUGAGAAAUCAAGCAGCCGCAAGCGGCGGGCAGAGCACAGAGACAGUGGAGUGCACUUACCGGAAAAAAUCUCCAAGAUGUCCUCGUUCGAUAACUCUGUUUCACCGCCCCCCACUAACGGGAUCGCAGGCAGCCCAGAUACCCCCCUGCCCGACCAGGAGGUUGUCCCGUCUCCGGACAGAUCUCGGAUAGAGCACCUUGAUAAUGAUAAAAUUAACAGAAUUCCGGUUAACGCUGUCAAGCCUCGCCCCAGCUCCCCCGGUGUGGCUAAACUACCCAGCACUUCCUCUUUGAUCAAAGUCGCUGUGAUGCAGCAGGCCAGAUUGGACGAAGGAGGAGGGGGCUAUUAUCAAGCCAAAAGUCCCCGUGGUCUCACUACCAGUCCAAGGAGCCUGAAGCAAGACACAGUGACCAAACGCUCUUCAGCAUAUACACCGAGGGGAACGCCGGUCCCCAGCCCUUCCUCCAGGGACUCUCCCUUGUCUUUUUCCCAGCCUGUGUCCUCCCCAAGCCAAGCAUCCUACGCUGACAAGCUGCCUCAUUCUUCUUAUAGGUCUUCUCUGCACUGGGCCAGUUCGUCAGAAGCCCCCUCUCAUUGCCCACCACAAGACAUAUCUACAACACUGGAAUCCCCAUCAGCCUCCCCCUCUUCCUCACUUACCCAACAGAACUCAGAACUACACAGGCCCAUGUCCGAGGGAGCCGUGUCGGUGUCUGACGACACAGAUGGGACGACAGUGUCCAAUUCGGAGCAUAAAAGGAGGAAGUACAGGUCUAGAGACUACUCUGUCAACUUAGAUGGUAAGAAAAUAGAGGACUCGACUAAGCCUGUGCGGUUAAAAGAACGUAGGCUGACAUUUGACCCCGUCACAGGUCAGAUCAAACCUCUGGUGCAUAAAGAAAUGUCUCAAUCUGAGGAAGCCCCCACUCCCGAUCUUGCUCCGUUUAGGCAGAGAACUGAAAGCACUGUACAACAGACCCCUGUCCCAGUCCCAGUCCCCAUUCCAGUCCCAGUCCCAGUCCCAGUCCCGGGCCCAGGCUCAGGUCCAGGCCCAGCGCCGGGUCCCAGCCCCAACCCCUUCCACCAAACAAACUGGAAGGAGCUGUCUAGAAAUGAAACCAUCCAGUCCUACUUGAACCUUCAGAGCAAUGUGCUUACCUCCUCGGGGGUCCAGGCUCCCAGUGCACACUUUUUCAUGUCACAAUAUCUGAAAAGGGAAGAACAGGAGGUUAAGGAAUCAAGGAAAACGCACGUUUUGCAGACGGACAAUUCAAUAGGAGAGUUACCGGGCGUGAGCCGGGAGCUGACAGACGAGGACCUGGACAGGAUACACACACAGCACUGGCCUGGUGUAAAUGGUUGUUAUGACACCAAGGGUAGCUGGUAUGAUUGGACAGAGUGCAUAUCACUGGACCCUCACGGGGACGAAAGUAAAUUGAACAUCCUGCCAUAUGUUUGCCUAGACUGAGGGGUUUGGGAAGGUUGCUGUCACCUUUCCACUCCUUUCUCUGUCUCCACAGAGAGAAGAGACACUUUGUGAUUUUGUUUGUCCACUGUGAGUUUGGCAAAAAAAAAAAAAAAAAAAAAAACAGGUCGGCUAAACUCCCUUCCCCAAGCCUCUUCCUCUUUCUGUAAUAUUCUGUUCAAAUUUUGAUAGAAAAAGAGUAAAGAUUAAAAGAAUAGUUGAGUUUGUAAUAUCAAGGGCUGUUUCUGUUUUAUUUUUCAAACUGAAAGCCACAGGAAUGAUGAGGCCCGUGUCGCAGAGUUCUGCUUCUAUCAGUGAAGGCAAAAAAUAAAAGGGACCAAAUUAUUCCAGACGACCUGAAGCGGUGUUAACGUUGAGAACGUUUGAUGUUCUGACCAGGCCGACUCCCAACUUCAGGCGCACUGGGGUGACACCGUUUCCCUUUUGACCUUCUGGUUUUUAAUGAUUAGUAAAAAUCUAGGGUUAAAUUUCGAGGGAAGGCUGGGGUUUAGCUGUCCUGUCCAGACCACCAUGUUGGUGCCCAGAAAGGUGUUGAUAGAGUUCAUCUAGCACAGUUAGAGCUGAAUGUGUCCAGACCAUGAAAUACUGGCGCAUGUUUGGCAGUUACAAGAAGCUUUAUGUGAGAUAUAAAGAGUAAAUUAUAAAUUUCUUAUCAUGUAUACAUCUAUUUAUUUUGACCAGUUCAUUUAUGGGAUGUCCAUCAAGACAAAUGUUCAAAAAAACCUAUAGAUUCUUCUUCUUUUUUUUUUUUUGUUUGCAUUACGACGUUGUCAUCUUAGUCUUCAUUGUUGAAGGGGACAUACAGACGUGCUGCUUGGUCUUUCUGUCAGAUUGACCAAUGCUUUUGGUUAUUAACAUUCCAGACAACACUCUUCACCCACUUUUUCUCUCUGUCUCAUCACACGGCUCCUUUCUGUCUAUACCACCUCAACAAUAGUUUGUUGUGGAAAUGAACCAGUUUCAAACUCCAUAAUAAAUAGUGUGGUGCUACUUUAAAAUUCAAGCUUAAGCAUAGUGGGAGGGGGGGGAAAUACUGUCCUUCCACUCGUUCUCUGCAAAGUAUUAAACGAAUGUCAAAUCAGAUGGUGUUGAUCAAUGCUUGCAUUUGAGAGACAAAAGCAGGGAUAUGUUUAAAUGCUGGAACUCACUUAGUUUCCAUUGUUAUAGAUAUUCUUUGCCUUCUGAAACUCCUCAGCUUUCUUUUUUUUUUCUUUUCUUUUCUGAGUUUAACAGCCUUAGUGAAUGUACAGCAUUGAGACCUCGUAUGCACUUGUACAUAAGUUGAUAACUUGUUGGUCAUUUCAUUUAAUUCGAGUGUGAAUAGUGGCUGAUGCUUCCGCAAAAUACCCAAGUUAUGUGCCCAUUGUUUAUUCAGCAUUUCACACGUUUACAGUUUAGAGAACAUUUAGGAUGCAGUUUGACGUUGCAUUUCAUUUGCUUCCAUUUUUUUUUUCUUGGAAAAGCAGCAAACGUUGGAGGAGAGAGAGAGAAAGCUGUGAGCAUCAGAUGAUCUCGGCGUUUUUUCCACAUUAUGAACAAAUCAGAGUUUAAUUUCCCUUUAUACUCAUCGGUCGCUACCACUCUUCUCACAUGAUUUAAGUUAAGACUGUCUUCUGUGCAGCCUGUGUCCCUUCAUUCAUUCUUUUGGCCAUUCAUCCCUACCAAUGUGCCUUGGUAAACGGUAAAUAAAUCUGGGUUUGCUUCCGCAUUAAAACACGCCUGUCUGGAGCUGGGUUUAAUGUGGGAGGCUUCCAAAUCCCACGAUCGAGAUGACGCUGGUAUAUGCACCCAUUUGUCUGUCGAACUUUUUGUACACGCUGAUCUGGCGAGGGUGAAGCUGCAGGCGGUGAGAAACUGCACAAACAACACAGCUGGCAAUAAAGGAGAAGUGCUACAACUGGUUGAUAAGAAUCUGUUUUUCUGGAGUUUUGACUGGGGCAUCUUUAUUUGUUCAGUGUUUAACAUCUCUCGAUUGUUUGAAAAAUAAAAAUGAUCUAAAUCUUC